Messenger RNA from Saprolegnia parasitica CBS 223.65, 662 nucleotides. RefSeq lists its product as hypothetical. The transcript has a single exon. NCBI's taxonomy places the organism in Eukaryota, Oomycota, Saprolegniomycetes, Saprolegniales, Saprolegniaceae. The record is from RefSeq and is a predicted model, not a curated record. The coding region runs from base 9 to 662 and encodes 217 amino acids.
CCAAAAUCAUGACCAAGUGUCGCUUCAACGCGUGCGAAGAGGCUGCGAUGGCCAACUCGACCAAGUGCUAUUUCCACCGCAGCCGCGGCCACUGCUCCGUGCAGGGCUGCAAGAACCAAGUGUUUGCGCGCCACUUGUGCGUGCGCCACGGCGGCCGGCCCCUCUGCAGCUUUGAGGGCUGCUAUGGCAACGCCCGCCUGCGCGGCUUUUGCUCCAAGCACGGCGCCAAGGUCCCCAAGAAGCUCUGCUCCGAACCUGGCUGCACCAAGAUGGUGCAGUCCAAGCAAAAGUGCGUGCGUCAUGGCGGCGGCCGCCAGUGCCGCAUGGAUGGCUGCACCACGUACGCCCGCCUCGGUGGCUACUGCUCGCGCCACCACCGCGUGCGCACCGACGACGCAUCGUCGCCGACCGCCGCCUCGCAGCUCGAGCCAAUGCCGCACACCACGUACUUUAGCCAUGGCCCCCAAUACAACUACUACCCGUUCGACCCGACCCAGCGCUACAGCAGUGGCAGUAGCCCCAGCUACAGCAAGCCCGACGCCGCCGUCGUCGACCACCGGUGGUGGCCCAGUAUCGACGUGGCACCGACCUCGUACCACUUUGCCGAGGCGCACCGCUACGACCCGCCACGGGACCCGAAUGCGUGGACGUUUUCCGUUUAG